AACAAGAUGAAGCUCAUCAUCCUGGACCACUAUUCUCAGGCCAGUGAGUGGGCCGCCAAGUACAUCAGGAACCGCAUCAUCCAGUUUAACCCCGGACCAGACAAGUACUUCACCUUGGGGCUCCCCACCGGGAGCACCCCACUUGGCUGCUACAAGAAGCUAAUUGAGUACUAUAAGAAUGGAGACCUGUCCUUCAAAUAUGUGAAGACCUUCAACAUGGACGAGUAUGUGGGUCUUCCUCGAGAGCACCCAGAGAGUUACCACUCCUUUAUGUGGAACAACUUCUUCAAGCACAUUGACAUCCACCCGGAAAACACCCACAUUCUGGACGGGAAUGCAGCUGACCUGCAGGCUGAGUGUGACGCCUUUGAAGAGAAGAUCCAGGCUGCAGGCGGGAUUGAGCUGUUUGUUGGAGGCAUCGGCCCCGACGGACACAUUGCCUUCAAUGAGCCGGGCUCCAGUCUGGUAUCCAGGACUCGUGUGAAGACGCUGGCCAUGGACACCAUCCUGGCCAAUGCUAGGUUCUUCGAUGGAGACCUCGCCAAGGUGCCCACCAUGGCCCUGACGGUGGGUGUGGGCACUGUCAUGAAUGCCAGAGAGGUGAUGAUCCUCAUCACAGGUGCUCACAAGGCAUUUGCUCUGUACAAAGCCAUUGAGGAGGGAGUGAACCAUAUGUGGACCGUGUCUGCCUUCCAGCAGCAUCCCCGCACCGUGUUUGUGUGCGAUGAGGAUGCCACCCUGGAGCUGAAAGUGAAGACCGUGAAGUAUUUCAAAGGUUUAAUGCUUGUUCAUAACAAGUUGGUGGACCCCUUGUACAGUAUCAAAGAGAAAGAAACAGAGAAAAGCCAGUCUUCUAAGAAACCAUACAGUGAUUAACCUGUGCUAAUCCUAGUGCCAGGUACCUCACCGGGACAGGCAGGUCUUUCUGGAAAUUGUCUUGGGGACAGAAUUGUGUUUUUUUCAUCCAGUACGAUUACUCUGGAUAAAUGGUAGAACGUAACUGUUCUUGGCUCUGCAGUGUGGAGCCUAUUCAUGGAGUUUAGCUAUAGGAGAAAUGACUUGUCUGUAACUUAUUAAUCAGAAAAAAAAAUCACUCCA
This is a messenger RNA of Myotis brandtii (Brandt's bat), 1098 nucleotides long. RefSeq names its product glucosamine-6-phosphate deaminase 1 (gene GNPDA1). Lineage: Eukaryota; Metazoa; Chordata; Mammalia; Chiroptera; Vespertilionidae. Gene Ontology annotation, cellular component: cytoplasm. Gene Ontology annotation, molecular function: glucosamine-6-phosphate deaminase activity; identical protein binding. The coding region runs from base 7 to 876 and encodes 289 amino acids. The transcript has 6 exons. The record is from RefSeq and is a predicted model, not a curated record. Gene Ontology annotation, biological process: N-acetylglucosamine catabolic process; N-acetylneuraminate catabolic process; D-glucosamine catabolic process.